Clarias gariepinus (North African catfish) is the source of this 2692-nucleotide messenger RNA. It is a transcript of the gene cisha, whose product is annotated as cytokine inducible SH2-containing protein. The transcript is spliced from 3 exons. Gene Ontology annotation, cellular component: phosphatidylinositol 3-kinase complex. NCBI's taxonomy places the organism in Eukaryota, Metazoa, Chordata, Actinopteri, Siluriformes, Clariidae. The record is from RefSeq and is a predicted model, not a curated record. The coding region runs from base 369 to 1037 and encodes 222 amino acids. Gene Ontology annotation, biological process: intracellular signal transduction; phosphatidylinositol phosphate biosynthetic process. Gene Ontology annotation, molecular function: 1-phosphatidylinositol-3-kinase regulator activity.
GUCACUGAUGGCGUCAGAGGCGCUGAGACGCGCGCGCUGAUUCGGAGAAUAGUCGUUCCUGGAACUCAGGCGGAAUCAGCACACCAGAGCCCGCAGUUGUUUCGACUGCACACUUUUAGGCUGGUAACACGCUUCAUUAGCGCAAAUCGUACCGGAUGCCGUUUCAGACACAUCUUCGCUCCUGUGUUAUUCAUUUAUAACGUCUGCGAUUCUCUCAAAGAGAGCUGCGGUCCUGUUAAUGCGCCUCGGGGCAGGAAGGGUUUCAGAUCGCGGCGAGGCACCGAGUCCCGACCGGCAGCAGCUCAGGAGCGACUGAGAAACUUUACCACAAGUUCUCGAGGAACCUGACUGAAGCUUUUACUCAUACAAUGAUCCUCUGCGUUCAAGGAGCUCUGUUAGGAGACUCGCAGUUUCAGGUGGUUCCUCUCGGGGUUUCAGUUAUCUCGUCGUCAUCAGCACGUUGCCUUCACAGCACCCCCAAGUUCUGGGACCCCAACAAAGACCUGUGCACCAUCACCAGCAACUUUUGUUACCUCGAUGCAUCAGGGUGGUACUGGGGCACCAUUACAGCCAGCGAGGCCCAUUCACUCCUUGAGGCAGCACCAGAGGGUACUUUCCUCAUUAGGGACAGCAGUCAUCCUCUCUACAUGCUGACCCUAUCUGUCAAAACUGGACGUGGCCCCACUAAUGUGCGCAUCGAGUACAAUCACGGGCGCUUCCAGCUCGACUCGAGUUCCCCAGCACGAGCACGUCUCCUCUCUUUCCCUGACGUUCUGAGUCUGGUGCAGCAUUACGCUACCUCAGCAAGGGGAUGUGACACACCUCAGGACAAUGAGUGUGAUCCAGUAACUCCCCCGGUACCUAAGGAGUGUGCUGUGCUGCUCAAGCUGAAACAUCCACUCCGCCAGCCCAAGGCUUUUCCAUCUCUACAGCAUCUUGCACGCUUGGCAAUUAAUCAGUACACAGCCUUCCCUGAGAAGCUGCCUUUACCGAAGCCAUUACUGCAGUACCUACAGAAGUACCCUUUCAAGCUCUGACAUCACCAUGGAAACACCGACUUGAACAUAAAAGAGAGGAUGCUGAUGUCAUUAAUGAAAAUGAUGCAGAUGAAAGCUCGUUUUGAGACAAAUGGAGCUUUGGCUCACUAACCAAUAUUGGUGGCUAUAUUUAAAGCUCAAGAACACCUUUUUUCCUUUGGACUUGUACUUAAUUUAUGAUUUGGACAAUCUUUGUUUUCCUGUGGGAUAAAUAAUAUUUUCUUUUCUCAAAUGGUGACUACAUUGGAAAUUUACUGGAACCUAACAGCAUUUCAAACAACAACCAAAAGAACGUUUUUAGCUUACUGAUGUCAGCAUUUUAAUAUUUAAAAGAAAAAUAGACAUGGUUUAACUCAUUGAACCUUUAAAAGACUUGAAGACUACUGUAUGUUCAAUUUUCCCUUCAACAUAUAGCCGGUCACAUCACUUAUCUACAGUGUUUGAUUUAAAAAAAAAAAAAAGAAAAGAAAGAAAGCUACACUGCCCAGUUUUUCCCCUGGUUUUAGCUAAGAGGUUAAUAUAGCUAAUUAACUGACACAUAUAGAGGUGUUUUGGCAUAAACUCCAUGCCUAAAUCAUCGCACACUUUGCCUAAAUCUAUGGUGUCAUUUGAAAUAGAAUUGGUACUGUGAUUUCAUACAUUGUAUGACACUCUCUUCCUUUUUAUUUUUUUAAAUAAGUAAAUACCGACAUUGCAACAUUGAAGACAGUAAUUUUUAACCUUUAACAUUAAUUUAAACAUUGAAGACCACGAUUUCCUCAGAUUUUUUUUCCUCAGAGAAUAUCACUCUGCACUAUAAUUAGAUUUGGACUAGCUAACUUUAGCUAGCUAAAAAGUGAUCCAUAUAAAACAAGAUAACAGGAUAUAUAGAUAUACCAAUAUAAAACCAAAAUAAACAAUGUUUACUUCAGGUUUACUGCUCAGAGGUAGAUUUCACAGAAAGAAAACAACAAAACAGCAGAUUUAGGUGUGUUUUUAUGAUUACAUAUACGAAUCCUGACGACAUCUUUGAAAAUCUUUUUUUUUCUUUGUAUUUAGAACACAAACAAAACAAUUGUAGCUAGUUGACUUAGGCCAGCUAGUUACUGUUUACAUUAUCAACAUGCUCACACAAACUUUGAAAUCUAAUAGUAAUCUUUUAAUUUAUUGUUAUUUUUUAAAGUCAUGUAAUGAUUUUUUUUUUGUUUAUAGGAACCAUUACUUAGUCAGAUAUCCUUUUUGCUGAGCAUGCGAUUAUUUUGGAGUUCCGUUUGCACAGUGCUAAACUAGCGACUAGCCUGUCUUUCUUGUUAGCUACAAAACUCAAGGAGCAAACACAAAAUUCUGGGGCUCACAGUUAAUGAAAAAAUGCGUACAUUUCAUUUUUGGCCUUAAGUCCUUAAGUUUAAUAAAGAGACAAUCAAGGGUGAGGGGCUGCCAGUGAGCACUACAGCUUGCAACAUGGCUGCCCGAUUCAAACCAACAUAAAGUCAAAGCACUGUGAUGUCUCGCUUUCUUUCCUUUUUACUUUUUUCUAUGCGAAAUUCGUUCUGGUACGUACUACUAUAUAAUCAGUCCAGAAUAAUUUAUUUUUUUUCUAUCCCCACAAUGUGGGUGUUUGUAUAUAUUUAUGGACAAAGAUCCUUUUUAUUUUGUAAUAAAAGAAAAAUACUGAA